ACACCUAUGAGCUGCUAUGUUUCACAUGGAUGCUUUGGAGCAACUUGCAGAAAAAAAGCAGAAGAGAUUAAUUCAUUUUUGUUUUGUUUAUGUGAGUGGAAGACAACUGUCACUCAACUUCACUCUUGGUACCCCCUGAGUUGGAGCUGACAUUUGUGGUCCGAUCAAAACUGGCUUGAUUGCUUAUUAUGAAAAGCUGUGUGCAGCCUGCAAAAUCCAGUUUGAUGCCAUCUCUCUAUGUUGUUGUAGCUUGCAGGUUUGUGUCCUGAAAGGUGGUGGUAGUUACUGGACCUAUUGUGAGUACACUGCAGCCCUCUGAGGGGAAACACAUCACUACUGGCGAUGGGAGAGGAUUUAGCUGGGCUGGUCAUGUUUUAAAGAAUCUGUUCGAUCAUGCUACUUUUGAUGGAAAAAUGCAAUUCCGUUAGUAGUUUAGUGUGCAUGGCUGGACUCAGGAUCUAGUAAGAUGAUGUUUUCUAUUGUUUUUAUUCAGAGGUAUCAUUGGAAAUAUAAACAUUUAUUUUCAUGAGUCAAGAGGUCUGUAUUUGUUAAAUGAGCAUUUCUUAUGUUUCAGAGCUUGCUCCACUGUGAGGGUGUCAACAACCAGAGCUACUUCUGUGAGUCGGGACACUGCUGCGGUGAAUCCCAGUGCUGCAGUUACUACUAUGAGCUUUGGUGGUUUUGGCUUGUGUGGGCGAUCAUCUUCAUUUUGAGCUGCUGCUGUGUGUGUCACCAUCGCCGCACAAAACAUCGGCUGCAGCAGCAACAACGGCAGCACGAGAUCAACCUCAUAGCUUACCGUGAAGCACACAACUACCCCUCUGUGCCCUUUUACUUCAGGUUUCUGCCAAGCUACCUCCUCCCUGACUAUGAAGAGGUGGUCAAUCGGCCUCCAACUCCUCCCCCUCCAUAUACUGCCUUACAAGCGGGUCCAUCCUCAGUGGCUUCUAGUCCCCUGGCUCCUGAACAGCAGGAGGGGAACUGUCCAACCACACAGUCCUCUCCAGUCCCUCCAGUAUCUGAUGGGCUGUGUUGCAGACUCAGCAUAGAGGAACCACAACCUCCUACCUUAGACUUUAGGCCGAAGCCUGAGGCCAAAUCCAUGCAAACAGCACAAGAUUCAGGCGUGAUACUUCUGUCAGAUGGGCUCAACAUGGAGGGACUCACGAGCCAGGAGAAAAAAACUGGAAGUGGGGAUGACUCCUGCAAGGACCCCCUGCUGAAGGAUUACAGUCUGUCGGAGGGUUGUACUGAGGAUAAAGAGCGGCUCCCCAAUGGAAGGAGGAGGCGCUUCACAGGGGACUCUGGGAUUGAGGUGUGUGUGUGUGGCCCACGUGGCAGCAGCAGCUGUAGUGGAGCCGGAGGGACAGGCCAGGACGGCAAGGAGUUGAGGGAGCUAGAGAGCCUGCUGGGGCGUGAUGUGGACGAAGAUGAGGAGGAGGGAGAGGAGGCAGUCGACUUCUGCGACAGCUGCAGUCAUCGGGCCUCCUUCAGUGUGGAGGAGGAGCAGGUGCUUGGGGGUUUGGAAAGGAGGGCCGGGCGUGGACCAACAGGAACGUCACAAACACCUCAGAACGCAGGCAGCAGCUCGCUCCACUCACCUGUGUGCCUUCUCCUCCACACCAUCAACGAGCAGGACGGACCGGGUCAUAGCGCCAGUACUGAGCCGCAGGGCUGAAACCCAGUAAGCACAACAGUUUCAGAGGGAAGAAGAUCACAUGGCUGCUUUUCUAACAAAGCAUUGUUUCAUAUUUUAAUGCUUUCAGAGUGUGACUUUUAUGAAUGUGCAUAUCUUAGAUAAACCAGGUGUGGGAGCAAGCUGACUCUGAUAAAGGUUAAAAAAAGCCUGCUCCUCCCACACUGGAACAGUGGCCUUAACCUGUGUAUUCUGGGUUGUUCGGGGACGGUACGUACCCCGUAGCAGCCUGUGGCAAGUGAGAUUUUUUUUCCACAUAAACCACACUUAGAGUUGUUCAGUCAUCCUCAGACAACACAAGCUACUGACCCAGUCAGAGACCACAUCAGGAGCGGAUGUUCAGCUGUCUUAAAGUCAAUGCAAAAUUCUGCAAAGCUGUUCUCUGCCGUCGCUUAAUUAUGUCGUAGAGCAGCUUGCACCGCAGGAACGUUUUGGACGAAUGCAGCUCGGAAUUACCACCGUGUGUUUUCAUACAAGUUUAUACUGUCCAGAGAUGUUGGAGGAAAUCUUUGGGAUGUCCAGUUAGACUCGUGCUUUCAAAGUGCUUUUUAAACCGAUGAACCGCUCUGCCUUCUGUUUCUGUUGCUGUCAGCUCCGCCAGUGAUAGGGAAGUGCACAUGCAUUUACUAAUCUUAGUGUUAGCACUUUGGUUUUGCACACAGUAAAUUUCUCUUGGAAUUCAGCCCUUAUCAAAGGAAAAAAGAAGAUUGUUUCUUUUUUUUCUUAAUUUAGUCUUAAAUUGCAGUAUAUGCUGGUUUCUUAAGUUUUGUUGCAAUGUUAGAAAUUAGGUGACUUGAUAGUAGGGAAUGUAACAAAUUUAUAUCAUAUACAAUCAUUUUUAAACUUAAAUUGUUAAAUGUUUGUAGUUAUGUGCCUACCAAGAAUAAAAUAGAAACUGACUUUUAAUGAACAAUGAUAAGCUUCAGUGAAACCGAAGCCUAAAAAUAAGGUACCAAAAUCAAGACAAAUGUUAAGCUUCUUUGAGAUUACAGAUAAAAUGGACAACAUCAGACCUCAAACUUUCAGUCGCUUCAACAGAAAACCAACAUCACCAGCUUUACUGUACAGAAUCAAACAUUUUAGUCUUUGGAUUUUCUCAUUAACACCCUUUUUUAUUAACCAUUCUUCAGAUUUGUUAUUCUAUCAUUCUAUCAACUUUAAUAACAUCUUUUUUGGGUUAUUGUCACCAAAAUAUAGCUUAAAUUAAUUAUACUAGAAGGUUAUUAUUGCUGACAUCUACAUUGGUGCUGUUAUUUCUAAGGCAGGACAUGCUCUUUUAGAGGCCAAAAACUACAAAAACCUUGAAAAGAUGUGGGGUUCUCUUUUUUAAUUUUUUUUUUUUUUUUUUUCUUUUUCAUCCCUCGCUGAACUUUAUAUUUAGGUAGUUGCUUAUCUAAUGGCUUUGGUUGAGCAACAAACACACAAAGAUAAAAAUUAAACCAAAAUAACAAGGAAACAAAGAAUCAGAUAAGCUAAUAAACAGGAGGAUAUUAGUCACAAUUCAUAUCAGAGAAUCUGUUAAUAAACAAGGGUUUGUACAACAAGAUAUUUCUAAAAUGCCAUGUUUAUUUUUGUAAUGGACACAGUUCUUGGCAAAGUACAAUUCAGUUAGUAAUCAAUAUAUUGCUGCACUGCAGAUAUGAAACAAGCAUAAGUUGCACACUGAAUGCACCUUAUCAUGGAGCCUCAUCACUUAGAAAUGUCUUCAAUAGCGUGAAUGUUUUAAAAAUAAACUUGUUAAACAAUCUUGUCAACUGAUGUCUAUUUGAGACUAAAGAUGUUUUUGAUGAGAAAAUUCUAACAUUUCUGCUAAGGCCUCAAGUCAUAUGUUACAAAUACAUUUGAGAAAAACUUUUCUUGCAUUCUCUGCAAAGCACAAAUGCUUCAGCUACCAGGCACACUGGUUUAUAUGUAAUGUUUAUCCUGAAAGCAUCUUUCAUCAUAUUGUUUUUCCAAAUUUCCAGCACAAGUGCAACAUGAACUUUCCUGAAGAAAUGUUCAGUAGAUUGAGUUCUACCCAUUUUAGCCUGAACACACUCAAAGUGCUUUUCUAUGUUAAAGUUUUUUGUGAACUAGAAAGGGUAUUGUGUACUUGUGGUACAAGUAGUUUAAAGAUUAGCUAUUUUUUUCAUAUUGGCUGAUUCAUUUAAAAUACAUGUAUAAAAAAAUCUCAAAACCACUUUAUAUUUACAAAUUGUGUACAACUCUGUAACAUGAUGGUGAACCAAAUAGUCAAAUUCAUAUUUUUUUAAUGAAAUCAUUAGCUUUAUUAUUAUGAACUGAUUUUUUUGGUCUUAUUUUUAUUGUGGGUAUUAAGUUUUUCUGUUUAUGAAAGACAACACUUUGGAGACUUAAUUUGAGGUUUUGUGAAGGGUACAUCUGACUAACAAUACAAGUUUGUUAAGAGAUCAGUGCGAUCUUGCCAAAGACACUUUUCUUUCCUCUUAAGUGUGUUUUUUUGCACAUAUUCUUUGAAUGUUCUGAUCAUAAGCCAUUUAUUACAACUAAGAUGGAUGUAUGUUCAAUAAAUAUUCUAAAUUUAAA
Molecule: messenger RNA, 4240 nt
Organism: Melanotaenia boesemani (Boeseman's rainbowfish)
Lineage: Eukaryota; Metazoa; Chordata; Actinopteri; Atheriniformes; Melanotaeniidae
Gene: wbp1lb
Product: WW domain binding protein 1-like b
Exons: 4
Coding region: 566-1678 (370 amino acids)
Source: RefSeq, a predicted model, not a curated record